AUGCCCCUGAACCUCAUUCUUGCUGCCUUCCACCUCUCUGCUCUGCCCCCUCUGCCCUCCCUGCCAGGCCGGCUCAAGCCAAGGGGAGAGCAGCAGGCGAGCAGCAAGCAACGGGAGGGCCAAGGCGGGCAGCUGGACGGAGGGCAGAGCCUCAUCAACGGCCUGCACAAGCCAAGGGGAGGGCAGCAGACGAGCAGCAAGCGAGGGGGGCGCCAAGGCGGGCAGCAGGAGCGCGGGCAACAGGGCAGCAGCGCCGGCCUCAUCAACGGCCUGCACAAGCCAAGGGGAGGGCAGCAGACGAGCAGCAAGCGAGGGGGGCGCCAAGGCGGGCAGCAGGAGCGCGGGCAGCAGGGCAGCAGCGCCGGCCUCAUCAACGGCCUGCACAAGCCAAGGGGAGGGCAGCAGGCGAGCAGCAAGCGAGGGGGGCGCCAAGGCUUGCAGCAGGGGCGCGGGCAGCAGGGCAGCAGCGCCGGCCUCAUCAACGAUCCUCCUGCCCUUCUCUCCCUUUUCUGCCUGCCACCAGGUCACUUGGCAUCAACAGCAGUGCUGCAGCAGCAGCAGCAGCAGCAGCAGCAGCAGAAGCAGCAGCAGCAGCAGCAGCAGCAGCAGUGUGGGUGGGGGGCUGGAGAGCAGCAGGGGAGAAGGGGCAGCAACAAGCAGUGCUUUCAAGCUUCCAGUUAA
This is a messenger RNA of Closterium sp. Naga37s-1, 681 nucleotides long. NCBI's taxonomy places the organism in Eukaryota, Viridiplantae, Streptophyta, Zygnematophyceae, Desmidiales, Closteriaceae. The record is from the annotation of a GenBank genome assembly.